Sitophilus oryzae (rice weevil) is the source of this 1186-nucleotide messenger RNA. Its product is annotated as ubiquitin-like protein 7. Gene Ontology annotation, biological process: ubiquitin-dependent protein catabolic process. NCBI's taxonomy places the organism in Eukaryota, Metazoa, Arthropoda, Insecta, Coleoptera, Curculionidae. Gene Ontology annotation, molecular function: polyubiquitin modification-dependent protein binding. Bases 107 to 1042 code for a protein of 311 amino acids. Gene Ontology annotation, cellular component: cytosol. The transcript has 4 exons. The record is from RefSeq and is a predicted model, not a curated record.
UUUGGAAAUUUGGAAAGUGGAAAGAAAAAUGGAAAUUUGAGGUUAAACGUCAAACGAUGAAAUUUGUAAUUUGUUUUUAUAAGUUUAAAAUAAAUUAAAGAUAACGAUGGCUUUAAACGUAUAUCUUGGUGUUUGGAAUGAGGAGAAAUGUCAGCGAUACAAAAUAAAGGAUAUCGAUACCGAGGCUAAUGUGGACAUUUUAAAAGAGCAUUUAAAAAAGACACUUGGGGGCAGUUCCAUUGAUCAUUUAGAAUUCACAUUUUGUGGAUUAUUACUAGAAGAGGAUAAACCAUUAUCAAAUUAUGGUAUUACAUCUGGUGUAACAAUUCAUGUAAUUGAGAAGCCUAAACCUAAAAUAUAUAUUGAUUUAACUAAGAAGUUUACGGAAAAAAAAAUUCUUACGGAAGAAACAAUUCAAGAUUUUAUAAGCAGUUAUAGGAGUUUCAGAGCUUCACCUUCAUUCAGAAGUACUUUACAUAGACUGGAAAAUCCAACAGAACUUGACAAAGUUAUUGCAGCAAUACCCGGUUUAGAAGAUGACCCAGUUGCAAUUGCAUUUAUAUCUAAACCUGAAUUAUUUGUGCAAAUGGAAGAUCCAGGAACAUGUUGGCAAAUCGCCGAAAACCAUCCUUCAAUCCUCGUAGCAGCUGUUUACAUCGUCACCCUUUUUCACCAAACCACGGCUAUGACUUCUACACCAGCUUUUCACGUUCCGACCACUUCCGGGCAUUCGUAUUCCUUGGACGCCCUCUCGGACGACGACGAAGAUAUGGAAGGCGACGGAUCUACUUCACAAGGCGGCAUAACGGCCGCCCAAUUGGCAGCCGCCCUCGCUGCCGCCUCCACCACGCAAAUAACCCCUGAAAUGUUACAACAGGCAUUGUCUCCGGUCAGCGGCGCUUCCAGAUACACCAGUCAGUUGAGACAGAUGCGAGAAUUAGGCAUGAACGACGAAGGCAGGAAUUUGAGAGCGCUGGCCGCCGCCCAAGGCGAUGUUCAGGCCGCGAUCGAUUUGGUGUUUAGCGGGGCUUUUGACGAUUAGAGAAUUAAGAACUCCCGAAUGUAUUCGGAUAUUGUUUUAAGGGAAUGUUCUGGAGCAGUUUCAACUCUUGGUAUUAAUGUAACUGUAAUUUAUAUGUAUAACUUAAAUAAUAUUUAUUUGUAAUUAAAAAUCAGUUCAUACAUC